UUCUUUGACAAUUGUGUCUACUUGAUGAUUGACGUUGCGCGGAGAACGAGUGCCAGCGCACAGAAAACACCAGCCAUAUGGUCGUACUUUCACAUGCUUUACCAAUUUGAAUUUAUUGGCUUCGAUGUUGUUGCUAUUUCAUCUGAGAAUUGCAGGUCCUCCAGGAUUCUCCUUUUUCACCAAUAAAUCCAGAUUUAAGUCUGCACGAGGAAGAAAAAUUACAGAGGAACUCAGUUCUGCAACUUGAAUUUGGAGGUUUCAAUCCUGAGGCUGGUUUGCCCUUUGGACUAAUUCAAUCAUACAAACUAAAAGAAAGAAAAAGCCUUUUGAUACGAGAUAUGGCUGGAUCUACUGCACUUGCACUUUACAUUGCAGUGUCUUGUCUCGCCUUUGUUACCUCGAAGAUCAUCGUUUCCUGUCUCCUCUACAGACGAUGGACGCGCAAGCGUAGCAUCAUCCAAGAUACUAUGACAGGUGGGAAAUUUGUUCUAUUUAGGUCUUCGACGACACACUCUUUGAACUCAAAGGUGUUUGUUAAAAAGACAAUGAAGUUGUCUAACAAGGAUAUCAUUGGUUCUGGAGGUCAAGGCACAGUCUACCGAUUGACAAUCAACGAUACCGCUGCCUUCGCGGUGAAGAGACUGAGCAAGGGGAAUUCUGAUGUCGACCGAGGAUUCGAAAGAGAAUUGGACGCAAUGGGCGAUAUAAAGCACCGAAACAUCGUUACGCUUCAUGGAUAUUAUGUGUCCCCUCACUUCAAUUUCCUUGUGUAUGAGUUGAUGCCAAAUGGAAGCUUAGAUUCGCUGCUUCAUGGGAAUUCACGCAAAGUACUGAAACCUCUUGAUUGGGCUACAAGAUACAAAGUAGCUAUUGGGGCAGCCAGGGGCAUAUCGUAUCUCCACCAUGACUGUAUACCUCACAUAAUUCACAGAGAUAUCAAAUCGAGCAACAUCUUGUUGGACCAUAACAUGGAAGCCAGGGUUUCCGAUUUCGGUUUAGCUGCGCUACUAGAACCGAGUCGAACCCAUGUUACGACAAUUGUUGCAGGAAGUUUUGGUUAUCUUGCUCCUGAAUACUUUGACACCGGCAGAGCGACUACUAAAGGGGAUGUUUACAGCUUCGGCGUGGUGUUGCUUGAGCUUUUAACCGGGAAAAGGCCAACAGAUGAAUCUUUUAUUGAAGGAGGAACAAAACUAGUGACCUGGGUAAAAGGGAUUAUCGAAGUGAACGAAGAACAGCACGCGAUCGACAAAGCCUUGACUUGCUAUCCCAUUGAAGAAGUAAAGAGAGUAUUUCAUGUCGCGGAGAAGUGCCUAGAACCAGAUCCAUCAGAGAGACCAACCAUGGCCGAGGUACUCAAAAUGCUGGAGCAAAUUAAAACAUCAAACACACCAACUGUUCCUUAGUUGCAAUUCUGAGUCUGACCAUAACCCUUUUUUCUAGAUCCAACAAGAUCUAUUUGUUAGUGAACCUUUAUCGACAAGUUAUUUUGUCACAAGCUUCUUCAUGCUUGCUUGUGGAGAUUGGGAUGCCUGUUGUUUGUAGACAUGAAGCUUUUUAAUGCAUGUUCUUCAUUGUUUUUGCGUGCAAAA
This is a messenger RNA of Zingiber officinale, 1592 nucleotides long. Its product is annotated as receptor-like serine/threonine-protein kinase At1g78530. Lineage: Eukaryota; Viridiplantae; Streptophyta; Magnoliopsida; Zingiberales; Zingiberaceae. The transcript has 6 exons. Gene Ontology annotation, biological process: protein phosphorylation. The coding region runs from base 339 to 1406 and encodes 355 amino acids. Gene Ontology annotation, molecular function: ATP binding; protein kinase activity. The record is from RefSeq and is a predicted model, not a curated record.